ACAACUUUCAAGCUUGGAGAUCCUCCUCAUUUCUAUACUGCAGGCAAAGCGAUUGUUGGUUGCGGUUUACAAUCGUUCUUCUGUAGCUCGAUCACUCCUGCAGUUUUGAUCGAACAGUUGGAAGAGUUUUUGGCUUCUCAGUCUUCCCGCUGAGAGUAGUUCAAUCAAAUGCGGCUGAAGAUAAACAAGGCCUGCGAUCUCAGUUCUAUCUCCGUUCUUCCUCCUCAAUCCAGGAGGUCAAAUGCGUUAACCACUGGGCAGCAAGCACCACAGUUGCGAUCACAACCUUCGCAACAAUCCUUUUCUCUGGGUCUGUCAUCUGAGCACGGCAUGUAUUCUCAGCUUUCUCAGAACUCGUUUGACGAAGUCGUGACAAAUGAACAGAGAUUUAGCUCUCAAGACCGAGAAAACUCAAUAAAGAAGAAUUCCUUUUUUCCUCCUAGUUUUUUCAGAGAAGAUUGCCAGUUGUCACUCUCUAAAUCUUCAACCAGUUUAACACAGCGAUGGAAAUCAACUCCUCUUCCAGACUCUAAAUGUCAAGUUGGUGAAGAACUUGACCGCCGCCUUGGUACUAUAGAAAACUCAUUAAACAAGUUUGGAAAGAUCUUGGAUUCUCUUCAUAGUGAUAUUCUGCAACUGAACAAAGGAAUGAAGCAAAUUUCUCUCGAUGUUGAAGGCAUAUGGCAAAAGAUGAUUAUUAGCAGUAGCUUGCUGCAAUCCAUGAACAAAGAACAUGAUGACAUGAAAGCUACUCUUGAUGGAGGCUUCAAAUUAAUAUCCGAUCAACUUAAGAACGAUGCAUACCAAGAAAGGGUACAUGAGAUAUCUGAUGUUCUUUCUGCAUUGGAAAAGCAAGUACAAGCAUCUCACCUGAAAUUAAAAAAUGAUUUCAUCAGCACAUUCACCCAAGAAAUGAACGCAAUGGUCUGUACCUUAAAGAAACCCUUGAAGAAAUUUCCACCUCACUCUACUCCUGAGAGUACCACUUGUUUGGAUGCUCCACAGCAAAAGCGACUUCGAUGUAAAAUCCAACCUGCGUCUCCAAAUGUUUGCAUUCGAGCAACUGCAGUACAAAGCGAGGAAGUGGGAAGGUGGAAAUCAGUAAAAGUGGAAAAGGCCUUUUGCACUAGUAGCGUGGUGAAAAAGGAAGAUCCAAAGAAAGUAAUUCCAUUUUCUGAACAGCAGUGCCUGGUGCUGGAAAGGGAAUAUAGAGUUAUUGUCGAUUCCGAUGAGGAGAUCGAAAGAAGCUUCUCCUGCUUAAUUGAAGAGAAGAAAACAGGAGAAGAUGUACGUUACUAUUCCAUUGAAGACGCUAAGGAAGAAACUGAAAGAAUUUUAAGGAAAGCAAGAAGGCAGAAAAGAAAAUAUGGCAAUCCUAUAAUUAUUAAUUGAAGGUGCAAGAUGGGUCAGCACGAUCAGGAUGUAAAAACGCCUUUCUUCUAGGUUGCGGCUAAUAUCAAAAUCACUUCACUAAUGGGGAACCCGAUGCCUUGACGCAAGUGCCUACCCACCCACCCACCCACCCCAC
This is a messenger RNA of Cucurbita pepo subsp. pepo (vegetable marrow), 1528 nucleotides long. RefSeq names its product putative recombination initiation defects 3. NCBI's taxonomy places the organism in Eukaryota, Viridiplantae, Streptophyta, Magnoliopsida, Cucurbitales, Cucurbitaceae. Gene Ontology annotation, biological process: chromosome organization involved in meiotic cell cycle; embryo sac development; meiotic DNA double-strand break formation. The record is from RefSeq and is a predicted model, not a curated record. Gene Ontology annotation, cellular component: nucleus.